AGUUUAUAAAUAAAUGAAUACGUAUUUUAAAAUUAAUAUAAUGAUAUUUUCUAGAUUUAUAAAGAAGUCUUUGAAACCUAAAAGCCAGCUUUAUUUGCUAAAGUUGAAAUGUUAACUAAACAACCAGUCAGUAUUAGUCUGCAGCUUCACGUACGUACGAAUAUCACAUUUAAAUAUUUGAAAUUAAGGUCAGUAUUUUUCUAAUUGACGUUUAGUUUCUCCUGAUACUUAGACUCAUGUGAGAUAAUUGCUUUAACCUUUUGACUAAUUUCGAAAUAUUAUUUAAUGCCCAAACGGUUGGAUUAGUCAGAUCCCUUUUUAUCCCUCAAGCAAAUAUAAAUUAAGAUUUUAAAUGUCUCAUUGCAUAACCUUAUUGCAAGAAUCUUGAAAACGUUUCCGUUAAGAUUUAUCCAGCGGGAGAGCUUGUCGCUGUAAAUGUAGAGUCUAAGUCAUCAAGAGUAUCUAAACCUGUAAACAGCAAGAUCCACCAUUCAUUCUAUUUGAGCGGGUGCCGCAUUUAGCAAAGCCACUCACAUCUCACCAGCUUAUCUUGCAUGUACAUUGAACGUGGAACUGUAAGCCCUGAACAAGUUUGGAAACUUGCGGACACGUAACUACAGCGCGUAUUUAAACGAAAAAAUUUGAACAACUCUAAUUACAGUAAACAUUAAAUUUAAAACUGUUCAUCAUUUUGCAUUUCGUACAGGUUAGGAGAUGACGAGAGGAAGGGUUAAAUGCAGUUUGAAAUAAAUAACUUACCAUCAUCGUUUAAACACGCUUCAUUUCAAAUUGUGGCAGUAGAGCAGCGGCCAUAACACGUUACAAAUACUGUAUCAAAUAUGAAAGUAAAUGCUAGUUGUUCGAAAUCCCACGAGUCUCAAGGUUGCAGGGCCGGGCCCUAUAUGAGGUUAAUGAUGUUUUUUUUAAUAAACACAGUUCGACUCUAUAGCUUUGUUUCAUUUCCAUCAAGCAGAAAAUUAAUCAGAACAAAUGCAGCAGGGAUGAGGGAGAAAGCGUUCUUCGCCAUCCCAGUUUUUGCAGCGUCCUGUAAUUAAGGAACGUGUGCCACCCGGAUUAUCUCGUUAAUUUAUCAAGAAAACAUUUAUUAUAAUUAAUUCUCGGCCGCAUGCUCGGCGGGGUAAUUACGAUCGACCGAAUGCCGAGCAACUGGUAGAUAGGAUUCUUUCAAAAAGUGACAGAUUGUGCUGGGAAGCCGACAGACUCGACCCGCUCUCUAUAUAACUGGUUCCACUUCUCUCGCAGUCAGCAAGGGAAGCAAUUUCCCUGUGGCUUCAGCCUUGCAGGUACGGCCAGUCGGGUCGGGAGUGGAAGGCUGCAACUUGCAAUUCAUUUUGUUUUAGGUUUAAACCGAGGCCUUUCUGCAAACUCAGCCGAGAACCCAAAGGACACGGACUCCGGAUUUUUCUCUCGUUUCUCGCAGACUUGCUCUUCAAACCAACUUUAGCAUGAUGUCUUAUCUCAAGCAACCUCCAUACACAGUGAACGGCCUGAGUCUGACUAGUUCGGGCAUGGAUCUGCUUCAUCCCUCGGUCGGCUACCCCUCUACACCGCGGAAGCAGCGGCGAGAGCGAACCACUUUUACCCGGGCGCAGCUGGACGUCCUGGAGGCGCUGUUCGCCAAGACCCGCUACCCGGACAUCUUCAUGAGGGAAGAGGUGGCUCUCAAAAUCAACCUCCCCGAGUCCAGGGUGCAGGUUUGGUUCAAAAACCGUCGAGCAAAGUGCCGCCAGCAGCAGCAACAGCAGCAGAACGGAGGGCAGCAUAAAGUUCGACCCACCAAGAAGAAAAGCUCGCCAGCCCGGGAGCCGAGCUCGGAGAGCGGGGCGAGCGGUCAAUUCACACCGCCCUCCAGCACCUCGGCGACGGUCAUAUCGAGCAGCAGCGCCCCGGUAUCGAUUUGGAGCCCCGCGUCCAUUUCUCCGAUUGCCCCCGAUUGUCUGUCCACGUCUUCGUCCUGCAUGCAGCGCUCCUACCCCAUGAACUACACCCAGGCCUCGGGUUACACGCAGGGAUACGCCGGAUCCACGUCCUACUUCGGGGGAAUGGACUGCGGUUCGUACCUAUCCCCGAUGCAUCACCAGCUCCCAGCCCCAGGGACGGCGCUCAGUCCCAUGGGCACUAAUGCGGUCACUGCAGGCCACCUCAAUCAGUCUCCGGCCUCCCUCUCUGCCCAGGGCUACCCUGCCGGCGGAUUAGGCUUUAAUUCCACCGAUUGCUUGGAUUAUAAAGACCAAACAGCCUCAUGGAAACUCAACUUUAAUACUGACUGCUUGGAUUACAAAGAUCAAACAUCUUCGUGGAAGUUCCAAGUUUUGUGAAGUGUUGGGACUCUCUUUGAAAUUGGACAAAUCAUUCCAAUGUUAAACCUUUGGAAUGGAGAGCACAUGACUUACCGUCAUUCCAGUUCUUGUAGCCAACCAUCCGGUUAAACCUUUGGAAUGGACAGGACGAUAUUUGUAAUCAUUCCAAAUGUAGCCAUUUUAAAGUUGGCCUUUAAAAACAAAACAAAAGGACCAUCAGGGCUGUGUGAAUUGUGCGAUUGGUGUCACAGAUGCACUACUUUAUUUAAAAAGAAAAUGUUUAUAAGGGUUCCAUAUGUAGUUCUGAGAGACAAUCAAUGUGUGUCUUAUAUCAGUGGUACAUCUGUGUUUUUAUUUGUGCUAGACUCAAAGCAAGUAUGAUCUGCUAUACUGUAUGCAAGUGUGUGAACCCUUUGUCGCUGUUGAACUCGAGCGGUGGGGGAGGGGUGGGCAUGGUUCUGCUGUUGUUUAAAAUUGAGCUAAAUUCUGUUGGAAUAGGUACCCACCAUUGUUUGAAAUGAGCGCCUUCAAACAUAAGCUGAACUGUGAAACUUCGUGACUCUAGCUGCAUCUUUCACACGGGCGCUCAAACUAUUUGUCCUUAUGAACCCAAUAGCUUCAAAGAUGGCCGGUUGUAUUGACCCCACUGAGGGUCAGGUGCUCAGAAGUUGGUUCUUUUGUUUGCAGGUGUUAAUAAAGUAAUAUAUAUGCAUAAACAUCAACCAUACUGGAGUCCACAGAUACGGACGACUAUUUUAAAGUCAUUCUAGCACAAUUUAGAUUUGUCUUCCACGGCUAAAUCUGAAACAAUAUUCAAUAAAGUGGAAAUCCUGAGGCUCGAUGGCACUUAGUGGGUGUGUUCAAAACUGCAUGACUUCGAGUCUGCCAUUAGGGUCCAUUAGUUUACCAAAUAAUGUCAGUUCAGGAAUUCCAUUCCCUCCCUUCUGCCCACCAAACCCCAGCCCCCACCCCUCCACUCCCAUCAUAAGACAUGAGGGUGAGAAUGUGCUUUUAUAGCUUGCAGCCAAUCUGUUAGAGUGGCGAAAAUUUGCACUGUACCACGUCUAUUUUCCUUUUGUUUUUUCAUUUUAGAGGCACAGAUAUAAGCUGUUAUGUUUAUAAGUUUUAAAAUGAGAAGAAGACAAAUUCUUGUAGCAACUGAUGCACAAACGAUGCCUGACUUAGAGUGUGUGUAUACAUAUAUCAUAUAAUAUAUACAUACUCCAACCUGCAACUUCUGAAGCUAAACAAACGCUAGGCGCUUUACUUGUCUAUUUUCCUUGAAAGUUCUGAAAUUUUAUCGAUUUUUUUAUGUACAGGAUACUUUUGUAUUUCUUCUUAGUGUAAAAAUGACGGGGCUUGAUCUGGAUUCCAGUCUCUACCACCUAUUUUCCUUUUUAUUAGGUAUUGUAAGUGUUUUCAAUGUAAAUGUAGGUAAGAUAUAAAUUGAUUCAUAAAUUGUGCUUUUUACACGUGAA
Chiloscyllium plagiosum (whitespotted bambooshark) is the source of this 3799-nucleotide messenger RNA. It is a transcript of the gene otx2b, whose product is annotated as orthodenticle homeobox 2b. Gene Ontology annotation, cellular component: nucleus. Gene Ontology annotation, molecular function: RNA polymerase II cis-regulatory region sequence-specific DNA binding; DNA-binding transcription factor activity, RNA polymerase II-specific. Gene Ontology annotation, biological process: multicellular organism development; regulation of transcription by RNA polymerase II. NCBI's taxonomy places the organism in Eukaryota, Metazoa, Chordata, Chondrichthyes, Orectolobiformes, Hemiscylliidae. The record is from RefSeq and is a predicted model, not a curated record.